AUGUUGAGAGGGCGUGCCAUGCCUGUGGCACAGUUAGCACCUGUCGUCCACACCCAUCCUCAGCCCACUGUUGGCGCUGACCCCGCGACGAUCGCCGGCCGAGCAUCACAGAACAAUGCCUCCCGAAGCAAGGAUGUUGACGUUUAUUGUGCUGCCGUUGAUUUCACAGACGUCGCACAACUCCUCAUGCAGGAUCCCGUGAGUUCCGGGUUCCGUCCCAUUGCUCAUGACAGUGAUUCUAACACUUCCCUCUAUAGCAGACCAACGGAGGAGUCUCCGAUGGAUAUGAUAUUCGUGAGGACGCAUCUUCCAUGCCCACCAUCCGCUCUUCCCUUGUAUAUGCAUGCAUCCAAACGAUGCCAGUGGGACGACUGCGCGUCGAAACUUCGCUUCGUGCGGACCUUGCCUCGGCCAGCAACUGCCCCUGUUAGCACGCUAACGGACGUCGCGGACGCAAACUUGCUGCAACUGCAGCCCGGCCAGCGACGUGUGGGGCUGUACUAUAUGGUUAUUCGCUCUCCCGUACCAUUUGUCCGUAGUCGUGACUUGGAGAUGGCUGUGGCGGAGGAGGUGCAGCCUGAUGGCACAGUGUGGUUGAAGGGUCUGUCAACACCACCCGAUCGCGUGGAUCUUUGCAACGAACGGCGCGCGAAGUACAUACGGGCACGUUUGAUAUUUUUCGCCAUGCUGGCAAAGCCCACGAAAGUAACAGGAGGUUGUGAGGGGUGCCAAAUGAGCUGUGUCUCGCUUGUGCACCCAAUGGGGCAUCUACCGCGGCUGGUGCGGCGUCUUGUAUUGGCUGCACAAAUGCGCAUGGCAAAAAGGCUUCGUGACUUCAUAAUACGCCAUCCUCCCGCCUCUCUCACUGACUGCACGGCUCAACUACACAGCGAAGGGAAGGUCAGUAGUACCAGCACAGGCUCGGGCGGCAAAAGCGGGAUGGUGGGGAAAACUAAUGGAAAGGGAGAACCGUCACCCCAUAGCUACGUUACUGGUGUUGAUGCUUCUGAGUGUAGCAACCUUGGGGAAUGGGGUGAGGAUGAUAGUGAUGGUGGCGCCGCUCGUUUUGUUGUGGGGUCAAAGUCAUCGCAGAUGUGCAGGAUGUGUCGGGAAUGUUGUGGAAGGCUCAUUGCUCUGGGGCGGCGUGUGGCGGAGAGGUUGCCGCUGUUGUCAUCUAAUCUUUAG
Trypanosoma brucei brucei TREU927 is the source of this 1185-nucleotide messenger RNA. RefSeq lists its product as hypothetical. The record is from RefSeq and is a predicted model, not a curated record. Bases 1 to 1185 code for a protein of 394 amino acids. NCBI's taxonomy places the organism in Eukaryota, Euglenozoa, Kinetoplastea, Trypanosomatida, Trypanosomatidae. The transcript has a single exon.